Molecule: messenger RNA, 920 nt
Organism: Pelobates fuscus (common spadefoot toad)
Lineage: Eukaryota; Metazoa; Chordata; Amphibia; Anura; Pelobatidae
Product: glutathione S-transferase 3-like
Exons: 7
Coding region: 85-747 (220 amino acids)
Biological process (GO): glutathione metabolic process
Molecular function (GO): glutathione transferase activity
Source: RefSeq, a predicted model, not a curated record
UAUGCUGCUACAUUCAGGCGUCUCCUAGACAAAGUUCAUUCACAGCUUUCUCUCUGCAAAGAAGAGCCUGCACAGGAAGUAAUUAUGGCUCAGAAACCCAAACUUUACUAUUUCAAUGGAAGAGGCAAAAUGGAGUCAGUCCGAUGGCUGUUGGCUGCAGCAGAUGUAGAGUUUGAUGAGGUAUUCUUGGAAACAAAGGAACAAUAUAAGAAGUUGCUUGAAGAUGGAUCUUUGCUGUUUCAGCAGGUCCCAAUGGUGGAAAUGGAUGGGAUGAAGAUUGUACAGUCUCGAGCCAUUUUGAAUUACAUUGCUACAAAGUACAACCUGUAUGGAAAGGACAUAAAAGACAGAUUGUUUAUUGACAUGUAUGUAGAAGGGACCAUUGACCUCAUGACUAUAAUAUCGGGUCUGUACAUUCAACCUGAAGAUACUAAAAUAAAACAAAAAGAUCUGAUUAAAAACAGAGCACUAAAUCGAUAUUUUCCAGUUUACGAAAAGGCUUUGCAAGGUCAAGAUUUCUUGGUUGGGAAGCAGCUAAGUAUUGCAGAUGUACAACUGCUGGAAGCCAUUUUAAUGGUGGAAGAAGUCCACAAUGAUGUUCUAUCUCACUUCCCUCGACUGCAGGCUUUCAAAAAACAAACAAGUGAGAUCCCAACAAUUAAAAAAUUCUUGCAACCUGGAAGUAAAAGAAAGCCUAUUCCUGAUGAAAAGUUAAUAGCAGCUGCGAAAGAAAUUCUUUAUUCCUAAAUAUAUUUAUCUUUUUUUCCUGUUUAUUUUUUCACUCACUUCUUUAUCACAAGCUUCAAAGAUCAUUUUCGGGUUUAGAUAUAUGGAAGUCUAAUGUCACUUUUUAUUUCCGAACCCCUUAAUUUUCUUCUACUAUUCUGUUUUUCUCACUUCAUAAUUAUAUUUUACUUUGA